AUGUCUCGCUCUGCCGCCCACGAUGCCCGAAACAGUGCGUUCCGGGAAGCAUUCAAAACACCCUUCGAAUUCAAAGCCAGUCUACUACCCACCGGGGAAUUGAUCACAAAAGAGGCGCAGAAGCUCAAUCUCGAGCAUGAAAUUCAAGACAUUCCAGCGGGCAGAGGCGCACGGAUACACUGGCUUGGACAUCGUCCGGCGAAAGGGGUGCUUCUGUAUUUCCAUGGUGGAGGAUUCUGCUUUCCCGCGCUCAAGGGACAUGUUCGCUUCUGGAAUGAAUGUCUCAAGUCUUUGAACCCGAAAAGCGACUUUGUCAUUGCGGCUCUGGAGUACGGACUGACCAAGGAGGUAAGAUAUCCUACCCAAAUCAUCCAAGGGCUGGAGGCUCUGCGAUUCAUUCUGGGCCAAGGCUACGACGCAUCCAACGUUGCCAUUGGCGGAGAUUCCGGAGGGGGAAAUCUUACCCUCGGGGUCCUAUCCAUCCUGUUGCACGGAUUCGACGGAGUCGAGCCGUUGAGGCUGGACGCUCCACUUGCUGGGGUCCUCCUGUUCUCGCCCAUGGUCAGCUUUGGCACCGACAGUGAGUCUUGGACGGCAAACAAAGACAAAGACUGCGUCGCUCCCAUCAGCAUGCACCUGCUCGGCCCUGCAUACGUCGACCCGGAAGAUGUCAACAACUACUCGGAACCUCUCCGCGCCGAUGUCGCCUGGUGGAGAGGGAUCCCUGCCAAGUCCAUCUUGAAUAUAUACGGAGGUGAUGAAUGCUUCAAGUCUCACAUUGUCGAGCUGGGAGAGAAGCUCAACGAGGCAGGCAACAAGGUUGAAAAUGUGGAAUGCCCGGCAAGUGUGCAUAUAGACUGGGUUCUGGACUUGCACGCAGGGUUGGAGUCUGGAAUCAUGCCCAACCGAGUACUGGAUUGGCUGUCGAGGGUGUUCUGA
Molecule: messenger RNA, 939 nt
Organism: Fonsecaea nubica
Lineage: Eukaryota; Fungi; Ascomycota; Eurotiomycetes; Chaetothyriales; Herpotrichiellaceae
Exons: 4
Coding region: 1-939 (312 amino acids)
Molecular function (GO): hydrolase activity
Source: RefSeq, a predicted model, not a curated record